Molecule: messenger RNA, 1612 nt
Organism: Morus notabilis
Lineage: Eukaryota; Viridiplantae; Streptophyta; Magnoliopsida; Rosales; Moraceae
Exons: 6
Coding region: 110-1228 (372 amino acids)
Cellular component (GO): nucleus
Source: RefSeq, a predicted model, not a curated record
AGAGAGCAGGAAGUUAGAGAGAGAGAAGAGAGAGAGAGAGAGAGAGACAGAGAGAGAGAGAGAGGGGCGUUUGAGUCCGUUUUUUCGGUUAAUAUAUGAAGGUGAAGCCAUGGUGUCGGACCAGGAAAUAGCGAAAGGGGUAGAGUCGUUGCUUCGUCAGUCGGACCCUAACGCCGUAACCACCCUAAACGGCGUCGUUCAGCAGCUGGGAGAGAAGCUAGGGUUAGACCUCACCCACAAGGCCGGGUUCAUCCGCGACCAGAUCAACCUCCUCCUCCGUUCCCAGCCUCAGCCACAGCCCCAACAAUACCAUCCCCCAAAAGACCAUUUUGCCCUCCAUUCCCACCCCCAAUACCCCACCGCUCUCCACCCCCAACAAUUCCCUUCCCAUUUUGCCCUCAACCCUUACCACCACCACCACCACCACCACCACCACCAGCCGCCGUCCUCCGCGCCGCCUCCGCCGCAGCCCUUCCCCGCUGCUCAGGUGCAUGUGCAGGUGCAACCGCAGUCGCAGUCGCAACCGCAGUCGCAGUCGCAACCACAGUCGCAGCCGCCUCACGGGCCGACCAAGUCUGAGAUUUUCUCCCACAAUGCCUCUUCCGCCACCUCCGAUAUCCCUAAAGAAAGUACUCCUGUUGGAGCCAAAAGAAGAGGUGGGCCGGGCGGGUUGAACAAAGUCUGCGGUGUCUCACCUGAGCUUCAGGCCAUUGUUGGCGAGCCGGCAUUGCCAAGGACCGAGAUUGUGAAACAGCUCUGGGCAUACAUAAGGAAAAACAACCUCCAAGAUCCCAGUAACAAGAGGAAGAUAAUUUGUGAUGACGCCUUGCGGUUGGUAUUUGAGACAGACUGCACUGACAUGUUCAAGAUGAAUAAGCUGCUAGCGAAACAUAUUAUUGCCCUCGAACCUACCAAGGGGUCAAGUCAAGCUAAAAGAGUGAAGGUAGAUGUCGAACCCACACCCGUAAGUAACGACAACAGUUCGUCUUCUGUUGUAAUCUCUGAAGAACUUGCAAAGUUUUUGGGAACAGGAGAAAAGGAGAUGAUCCGUUCUGAGGCGCUAAGACGUGUUUGGGAAUACAUAAAGGUUAACCAUUUGGAGGAUCCUCUAAAUUCCAUGGUGAUAUUAUGUGAUGCAAAUCUUCGUGAGCUUCUUGGAUGUGAAAGCAUUUCUGCACUGGGGAUUUCGGAGAUGGUAGCACGCCAUCAUCUAUUCCAACGCUCUUGAUGUCUAAUAGCAAUUGGCAGUUGACUAGUUGGUACAAGAGACCUUUGCCACCUGGUCUCUUCUUAUGGUAGAGAACAUAGGAAAGAACCCUUUUUUUUUUUUUUUUUCGUUCGUUAAUUUAUAGACUUGUUUGACAUGAAAUAGCUCUGAUAUGUUGGUUUACAUCACUUGCUUAUUAUGUUUAGAAUCAAAGGUUAAUGGCAAGGUGUUUAUUGCCAUUACCAUGGGUUUAGGUUAUCUGGUUCUUUUCAUGAGGUUACUACUCGCUUUCUGAUGAUAUGCCUGACCUCAGAAAAAACUGUGACAGAAUGAUAAAUACUCUGUACAGACUGGAAGGACCAUUCUGUGUAUCUUGUUAGUUGACAGCAGCUGUUGCUUUUGACU